AUGAUAAAAGAAAAUGAUAGAUAUGGUGAAGAUAGUAGAUACUCACUUUAAAAUUAAACAGAUUCAACAGAAUAUGAAAAAAUCAUAAUAGAGUUAUAAAAUUAAAUUGAAACAUUGAAUGAUAAAUUAUUAGAAAAUAGUUUUGCAAAUUUGGAGCUAAAAUAAGCAAUUAAAAAACUUGAAAUUUUAGAACAAGAAAAAGAAGUGAAGAUUAAAUAAUUAAAUGCAAAAAUGUAAAAUAUUUGUGCUAUAUAGAGAAUUAAUUAAUAAAGCACAAAAAGAUAAAAGAAAUAGACAUCUUAAAGAAAUUUAUAGUCUUAAAAAGUCAACAUAUCAAAUUCUAUAAAAAUAUGUUGGACAUCAAAUUUAUGAUGAAAAGGAUGAAAAUUUUUAUGAUUAUGAAUCCAAUGUUGAGAAUAUUAUUGAAGAGAUUAUUAUAUCUUCAAAAUGUUAAAUUAAUUAAAUCAGAAAAUCGAUUGAAUAAAUUUUAUAACAACAAAAAAUUUCAAUAUAAAUUGGUGAUUAUCAAUCUUUAGAAUAAUACUUAAAGGAUGUUAUUAUUUAAAUUAAAAAUAAAUUUGAGAAUGCUUCAGAGUAAAAAUUUAUUGUAAUCUAAUAAUAGUAAAUCUAGCAUUAAUUAGACAACUAUAUAUGAAGAAUUGAAACGCCUAAGAUUAGCAUUAAAUUUUUUUAUUGAAGAUUCUGUUGUGAUGAUAAAAAAUUAAUUAAAUUAAAAGCGUUCAUUUUGUAAAGUACAAAAAUCAAUAAGUAUAUUUUAUAGAAUAUUGAGGAUAAUAAAAAUUAUUUAACAGAAAUUUAAACAUUGCUAAAUAAUAUCACAAAAAACUAGGAUUAGUUUGAGAUAAAUCUGUAAUAGUUAUCUCAAGUUUUUAAAAAAGUUAUCUAAUUUGUUGUUUGAAUGAUGAUUUUUUUUAUAUUAUAAUUAUGAAUGAAAGAGACAUCCUUAUUGAUGUAAAUUUUAUUUUUUUUUAAGGAAAACCAUCCAUCUCGCAAACACUUAAUUCAUAAAAUUGCCAAGAAUACUGAAUAUACAAUAAAGAAAGCAAUGAUUACAGCAAAUGCAGUAGUUGAUGGUGGUGUUAAGAAUCCUUCUCUUCCUGAUGAAAUUCUUAUAAUACAAGAAAAUCAAAUGAAGUUUUUAAUUAUGCUUGCAACACUAUAAUUUUUUACUUUAUUGGUUAUAGGAAUAUUUUUGGUCAUAGAAUUAUUUACAAUAUAUGAAGAAAUAUCAAUUAUCAUUUUAUUAGUAUUGUUAGUGAUUUAUGUAAUAACUUUGGUUGUUGGAUAAUUUGAGUAAGAUAUUACUUAAAAUUAUCCUAAAAAUAUCAUAUUGUUUGUAUGAAAUAAUUGUUAAUUAUUAUAGAUCAUCAAUUCGUUAUCUAGAAUAUUUUGGAUAGCUUAUUUAGUAGUUUUAAUAGAUUUCAUAAGAUAUGAAUUGAUUUAAUUAUUGAUAUUCGUUAAUUUACUUUUAAUGAUAAUCUUUUUUCAUCUUGAUAGGAAAUCUAAUACUAAAAACUGCUUUUUAAUAAAAAAUUAAUUAUUAAGGUAUUUUUAUAUAAUAAUUUUAGGAUAUUUAUAGUUCUUAUUCUCUAAUUUGGAGGAGUAUACUCAGUAUUAUUAUUUGAAGAUUAUGAAACUGCAUUGCUAUGGUAAUUUCUAAAAUAAUUAGGUUUGUGAUUAUAAUAGUAAUAUAUUUUUGGAUGCUUUUAGAAAUAUAAUUAAUUGAAUUUCGAAAAUAAUUAUAUAAAAAUGAUAAUAUUUGGUAUUUUGCAGCAAUAUUAUUUGAUGGAGAUCUCAUUUUCCCUUGUUUCUUUGUAAAUAAACAUUUGUUGAAUGAGGAUUAUGAUAGUAUUUUAAUAUGA
Paramecium sonneborni is the source of this 1883-nucleotide messenger RNA. NCBI's taxonomy places the organism in Eukaryota, Ciliophora, Oligohymenophorea, Peniculida, Parameciidae. The record is from the annotation of a GenBank genome assembly.